UGCCCUACCUGUUGCAGCUAUUUGUGACCCGCCCAAAAGCUUUCCCUCUGUGCAAACCGGCUGAAUUCCCCGAGUUUACCCCGAACCCUCCGCUUCAGCUCUUCAGUCAUUUUCAGUCACACACCUGAGCUCCUCGUUCCCCUGCUGAGAUAUCAACACGUGUUGCAACGGUACUGAUUUGUUCAGCUCAACACGCUGCCCCAAUGGCUCAGCCCAAACCACUCUUCAUUCCCUGGUUGAAGCAGCAGAUUGAUAGCGGACGAUAUCCCGGCGUUCAAUGGGUCAACCAAGAACGCACAAAAUUCAGCAUUCCUUGGAAGCACGCUUUGAGGCAGGACUCGAACAGUGAUGACAUCCUUAUAUUCAAGGCAUGGGCGCAGACGAGCGCCGGCUCCAGUGGCCAGAUCCCAGGUGACCACUCAGUGUGGAAAAGAAACUUCCGCAGCGCUCUCAGAGCCCGAGGCUUCAAGAUGGUUAAAGAUAACAAAAACGAUGCCGCGAACCCUCACAAAAUCUUCAUGUGUCCAGACGACUCACAUUCUGGGGCAUCUACCGAGGGGUCACCAGCGUGUAAUAGUGAAAUUUCUUUCGGUGAUACCCUGUACCUGGGAGAAGACGAGUUGUUUCCGGAUGGAAGCACGCAGCCUGAUUUGUUGCGGCAGUGCCUUGCGGAUUUGAACAUUGUUGAAUCUCAACCAGAGAUGCCUGUGGAUCAGCCAGUCUUUCAGAGGGAACCAGCACAACUUAUCUGUGACGCUCCAUUUCCCAUUCAGGAAACUUCAAACAAUCACCACUUUUCUCCAGCUCACAGUGCUGUGGCUGGUGCAGGACAGAUCUCUCCUGCUGAGAGCACAUUAGCUCUCGACCAGUAUUCUCCACUAGAGGGCGCCUUCAUGGGCACACAACAGCCCCUGCCACAGGCUGAUCUUAAGCUGGGAUUGCCUGUUCAGUCCACUUCUAAUGACUCAGGCUGUAACCAGCUUGGGACCCAUUUUAUGGUGAAUGUUUAUUACAGAGGGAAGCAGGUGUUAAAUCAAGUGGUGGAGAACGAAGCUGGUUUCUGUCUAGUGUUUAGGAGCAACCCUAACCCAGUGGCAAGCCCGCUCGCUAUUGUGGAGCUCCCCGGCACAGAGAUAAUACUGGACCAGACCCAGGCCCAGACAACCCAGGAGAUUUUGAAUAACCUGGGUGGGUUGGAGGUGAGGCGAGAGGGCAGCAUGCUGUUGGGUUAUCGUUGGGGAGACACUCGUAUUUACUGGGGACUGGACAAACAUGAGCAGAGCCCCACACCCAGAGCACUCUCCAAAAACAAUCCCGAGUCCAUCUAUUCCCUUAGAGACUUUGUGUCAGGCUUGAUCGAGUUUAUUCAUAACCGUGGACAGUCUCCUUCAUACUCGCUCUAUUUCUUUCUGGGACAACAAUGGCCUGACCCCAAGAACAAACCAUGGGAGAAGAAGUUGAUCAUGGUAGAGGUGGUUCUCACGUCGCUGGAGAAUCUGAAGAUGAUGGCCGUGGCAAACGGCGCGACCUCACUGCAGUCAUCUAUGGACUUGCAGAUUUCCUUAGAGCAGAUGAUGGAACUGUGGUAGAGACACUUUCAGGCCGAACUCCUUUAAUCUUUUUUCAAGUGCAUGAAUGAACCGCAUGAAUCACUGCUUUUUUCAGGGAGUGGUGUUGGGGGGUGGGGGGGGGGGGGGGUGUUACAGGAGUGAUCUCUACAAAAAGACUAACUAGCUUAACUGUGAUGCUCAGGUUCCUGGAUAAAUAAAGUAAACAAAGGGAAUAAAAUGCGUGUU
Molecule: messenger RNA, 1796 nt
Organism: Ictalurus punctatus (channel catfish)
Lineage: Eukaryota; Metazoa; Chordata; Actinopteri; Siluriformes; Ictaluridae
Gene: irf3
Product: interferon regulatory factor 3
Exons: 11
Coding region: 204-1589 (461 amino acids)
Biological process (GO): immune system process; regulation of transcription by RNA polymerase II
Cellular component (GO): nucleus
Molecular function (GO): protein binding; RNA polymerase II cis-regulatory region sequence-specific DNA binding; DNA-binding transcription factor activity, RNA polymerase II-specific
Source: RefSeq, a predicted model, not a curated record